This is a messenger RNA of Python bivittatus (Burmese python), 6099 nucleotides long. RefSeq names its product junctional cadherin 5 associated (gene JCAD). Gene Ontology annotation, biological process: positive regulation of blood vessel endothelial cell proliferation involved in sprouting angiogenesis. NCBI's taxonomy places the organism in Eukaryota, Metazoa, Chordata, Lepidosauria, Squamata, Pythonidae. The record is from RefSeq and is a predicted model, not a curated record. Gene Ontology annotation, cellular component: ruffle membrane; adherens junction.
UUUAAAUCAUUUAUUAAUUAAAAGUUUGAACAAUGAAAUGUCUCUUCUUGGAUUUUUCUAAAGGCUGAGAGUGGGGGGCUAUUGCAGCUACUGAAGGAAUGUGUUUCCUAAGUAACACAGGAGAAGGAGCUUCUCAUUUGCCACAAAAAUGAGCCUCCAAGGGCAGGAGCAUCUUCAAAAGGGGCUCUCCUAUAGAGCUUCCUGGGUGGGCAGGUUCCUAACAGAAGAGGUAAAGUUCAAGACCAACUGCUUCAAAUGUGCCUGAUAAAAAGAAAGCUUGUGGAAGCUUGGAAGUGUAGUGGUGAUGAAAGCACGUCACAGGUUGCCAUCACGGGCUGCAGCGCAGUCAGUUCUGUUGCUUCAAGUGAUGGGCCCAGUUCAUGAGGACUCCCACCAGAGAUGCUGAGGUAAAUAAAGCCACUGCAGUAUGUUCAGCGUAGAAGACCUUCUGAUUUCUCAUGGAUACAAGCUAUCUAAAAAUCCUACCAAUUUGUCUGAAAAUCGAAGCGAUGGAUUUCAGCAUGAAGAUAUAGAUAGGAGGUCCGGUCAGACAACUCUGAAUGGCUUCCCAACCCAUCCUGGAACCUACCCCAAUAGUAAGAAGAGCAUAGCAAGGGGCUAUCAAAAUGUCAAUGAAAAUAAUCAUGUCAUCCAAGGGAGGCAAUUGAAUGCCAACCAUAAAGACUUCUCAGGUCUAGCUAAUGUGCAUGCUUUGCAAGGAGGGCUUUAUGACCAAUCACAGUUAAGUUGGUCUUCGCACUCCAAGACAGAUAAAGAUCUUGCCUACUGGAGAAGACAAGGCCAAGAUUUUAGUUUAUUAGGUUAUCCUGACAGAGCAGACUCUGAAACAAAAGGAAUGGCUGCACCUUGUGCCUUGUUUGGACAUGAUAAAGAAAGUCAGUGGGAGAUCGGAGGAGGAUUAGAGAAUAUGAGAACUAACACACAGGAGACCUGGAAACCUCCUGGUGAUUACAGGUGGCAAAGUUUAAAGACAGAAAGCUGGAACCAACCAACUGCAUUUGGAGAACUUGUGCCUGACACAGAUAAAGAAAGGCUGCUUCAGGAUAUGUAUUCAGUAAGACGGGACGUUGCUACUUCCCAUGUUAAGAGUAAAUCACAGUCUUUCCCAAGAGUUCUUUCACCAGAGAGCUUUAACUGUGCUGAAAUGCCUUCCUUAAUCAGCAGUAAACACCAUAAGGCACCUGGGUUGGCCUUGGAAACUUUGAAACACUCUGAACCAGCAACCCACUUCCUUCCUUUACCUAGGCCCAAGUAUGGCAGACCACUGAAGCCUCCUUCAUAUGAAUUUCAUCAACAGACAAGGGGAACCCUGGAAACCAGUUCACUGCAGGAUGAUCAGCAAAAAGACAAAGCCGGUUGCUACUUAACUAAAGUUAAUGAGCCAGUUCAGGACUCUAGCUUAGAACCCCCGUUGUACAUACCUCCUCCAUGUUAUAAAUCCCCUGGUCAGCAAAGUAUGAAUCAACAUGUGCCCAAAGAAGUGCCUGAAUAUGAUAUGUGCUUUAAUAAUGAUAUGCAGGUUCCAGAGCAGAGGAUUUUUAUUAGUUCCCAGCCUUCUAUUAAUCAAUUUCAAACAGGAGAUGAGCACUAUAAAAAUGAGCAGAUCUUGUAUAACAGUAAAAGACAUCUGAGACAUGGGGAGAACUGUCUGUCUUCUGUUCAGUAUAUUCCUUUUGAUGACCCUCGAAUACGGCAUAUCAAAAUAACACAUCCAGCUGACCUUCAGAAGGAUGACAACGUUGGGGAUGCAAAUAGGAUCAACUCUAAUGUCUUCCAUAAGAGUUCUGUGGAACAGGAGUUCAAUAAUUCAUUUUUGGAUCUACCAGACUCAAUAAAUACUGCUAUAAAAUGCAACCAGGUCUCUGGUAGCUCUGUAUAUAGCAGCAGAUGGUUGGUAGAAUCCAGUGUAGAUCAGGACAGUUGUGCCUUGUCUACCCAAAGAGACUCUUAUGACGUAGGCAAUGAUCUGAACUGUGAAUACCCAAAAGGCAGGCCAUCUGCUCCAAGCCCACAUAUGGAACUCUCCUGUGAGACUCUGACUAAAGUGAAAACCUUUGAACCUGGAACUGAGAUCCAGGGCAAAAAGAGUUCAAAGAAAAAAACACAUGAAACUAUAUUUUGCUUGGUGUCCAUCCCAGUUCAAUCUGAACUGAACAUGCCAGAUACCGAUAGGAAUAACAACGUAACACAGGGAGCCAGUGAGAAGAAUGGUCUUGAUACCAGUGGGGUUCUGCAGGAACAAAGUUUCCUAAGUACCUCCUCUACUGAUUUGGAGCUCCAAGCCCUUACAGGAAACAUGACCAAUAAGAACGAGUUACAAAAACAAGAGUUGUGGAGACCAGAGUUCAAACAAAUGAAUGAUCUCAGAUUCAGGCAGCCUGCAAAGCACAGGGAGCUUCAGUAUUCUGGCUCAUGGCCAGGCGAUCAGUACAAGGACCAGCAAACGCAAACUAGUUUCAUGGAAGAACCCAAAAUCCAGCAGCUUCUCCAUGGCUCACAACCUAGGAAAUCAAAUACACUGACCACAGGCCACUUGUUAAGAUACGGGUCAUCUACUAUAGAACCAACCCUGAGCAUUUUACCUGCUGAUGACAGAAAAGGCAGACAAGUUACUUCCCCUGUGAAAGGUCAGGGGCAUCUUGACAAGCCCAGCAAAACUGAGUGUUCUAGGACUUCAGUACUUAACCCAAAGGCAGGCCAGAAUGCGACUUGUGCUUCAGGCACAGCCCUUCCUGGGCGGGAAAGGGAACCCAGUUUUGCCCAUAAGGAAGAAAGGAAUUCGCCUUGUAGUAGUAAAGAGCUCUUUGGGCAGUUUCUCUUGAAACCUGUUAGCCGACGUCCUUGGGAUGUAAUAAGUGAACUAGAAAGUUUUAAUAAGGAGCUUCAAGAACAAGAAGAAAAUAAUGAAGAUGGUACAGAGACUGAGAACAAGCAAGAGAGAGAAGAGGAGGAGAAGGAAAGGAGGACAGAGAGAGGAACAUGUAGAGACAAUGAAAAAAGCCAGGACCAUAGAUCCAAUGCACAGUCACUAAAUGUAACACCGGCCACUUCUGUGUUUAAACAGGGUACAGAUAAAAGCAAAUUUGAAAGUGUAAGUGUUUCUAAAAGUUCAGAUGCAAGGGUUGUAUUUAGUGACCAUGUGUAUGUUAGAUCACAGGUAAAAGAAAUGGAUAAAGCAGUUAAGGCAGAAAAUGGAUAUGUUGCUCCAAAACAAAAAAAACAGGAAGGUGGGAGAAGGGUUAUUAAACGGGCUGUUAGUCUGCAUCCAAUCAAACCAAAUGUAUCAGGUCCCUUGGACAAUGAAAAGCGCAGUAAUCCAUUCAACAGCAUCAAUUUUAGGGAAGCAAGUGCUGAAAACUAUAAGGACAAUGUAGUAGGCUUUGAUAAGCUGAAAAGGGCAGCAGGCAGGAAUAUCCUUGCUGUGGAAACAGAAUCUGUAGUGCAAUUAUCUUUAACAAAUAGGAAUCAAGGGCACUCUGAGCCAGAUUUGAGAUCUGUUGGGCUUGAUGAUGGUGAAGGCUCUGGCACCGGCGCUCUUGAUUCUUGCACAGAGAUUCCGCCAAAUGAAUCGCUUCAGGCCAGAGCAGCCAGGAUCCUGGGCAUAGAGGUAGCUGUGGAAUCCCUAAUAGCUGAUAAUGAAACACUUCCUGAUGAACACUCUCGCUCUGAAAACAUGCCACAGAGUGUUGAAUUAUCAAAUGAAAAGAUGCUGGGGGGGGGAAUGGAAACAAACAUGACUUCUUACGAAGGAAAACAAAAAUGUGGCUUGUCAAAAAGGUCCUUCGUUGGAGAGAACAUCUCCUUGGGAUCUAUUAAAGACCAGUGUUCUGGUGAAGAAAUGUUGACAGCUGAACAAUAUUUUCAGCAUCAUCAUGAUAUCAGCAGACACCAAGAAGACCAUGCUCACCCUCUUGAGUCUGUUGUGCUUCCAUUUGCUGAAAGAAAAUCACUUCCACUGAAUGUAGAAAAGAGACCUAGAAGCACUUCAAAGGUGAUUGAGACUUUGCAAGGCAAACUUGCCUCUCCUUCAAGCCGAGCUGCCAUGGAUCGUUUGGUAAGGAUGAAAGAAGUUGAUUCAGUUUCUCGUAUGAGACGUCUAAGUAUAAAGAAUGCCGAAUCAGGUGAGGACGGAGAUGAGGAUAAACAGCUCAAGGGACCAGAAGAGAGAGGAAACGAUGCCUCCUUUGGCCGCAAUGAAUUUCCCCGCAAACUGUCCCAUGGCAGUUCAGUUUCUAAGCGCAUAAUCUCACUGGCUGAAAAUGGACUUUUGGACAACAGGAACAUGAAGAAAACUGGAAGAGAUUUGUUUUGCUUAGAUGCAUAUGAUCCCAGCCGGGUUGAAAGGGUGUGAUACAAAAAGAGCUGGCUUCCAAGAGAUUUCUAUGAUUUGUGGGACAUUUUCCAGAGUUGCAUCGUGUGGAAAUACCCUUAAGCCUCAAUGUGUAGAGUGUGUUGGUAAAGCAUCUUACCUGCUAGUGGACAAAGACAAGUCUUUAUGGGGAAUGUAUGCUUUCUGGAACUUGCAUGGAAAAGUGUGUGUGUGCAUGAGUGGGUGCGUGCAAAGAUCUCUAUCUGGAACCAUCUGUUUUUCAAAGCAUUAAAACUUAAUGCUGCUACUUGGCAUGGAUUGGUCACUUUUAAAUUGAAUUGAAUAGUGUUCAGUCAGGAUGGUAAACAGGAUGAAGGUGGGAGGGGCUCAGGGGAAGGUUUGCUUAUUUCUCUGUGUAAAAUGUAAACAGAAGAGAUUAAGAAAAUGAUUUUUGAAGAAAGAAUGUGAAUUUCUAAGCUAAACAUCCAAAUCUCUGAACUCUCAGCUUUGUUGAGCGUGGGCCAUAAAACAGGCCACGAGAGAACCGCCGCUGCCUUUUCAGUUCAAGGGGAUGCCAGCCAACAGCACUGAAUGCCGACUGACCAACUGUGAAAUCAAUUUGGACUUGGUCUGAAAGGGCUUUGAUUGGAAUUCCUUCCUUCCCGCAUGUCAAAACAAUACAGGCAAAUGCACCAUUGGAGGAGGAGAACCUAACGUGGCAGACCGUAUUGCCACCUCUGUCCUCUGAUCGAAUCAAACCAGGAUCAACACCGCUCUGGCUGCUGUUCUUCCCCUACUGUUAUGUAUUUCGUUCUGUUUCCUUUUUCUAUUUGUAAUUUGGGCUCAGAAUUCUAUAUACCACAGACUUGCUUGUUUAGCACAUCCUUUUUUAACCAAGCAUUGUUUUAGCAGAAUGUGAUGUAUUUUUCUACAAUGUAAGCAGUUUGCCAGUUGUUUCAUUGGUAAGAUCUUUUUCUUCUCCUCCUCUUCUAGGUGAGUUUUCAAAGAAACUAGCUGAGGAGCUUUAUUUGUGUAUCUUCUGCACAUUCCACGUUAUCUUCUAUUCACAACUGUCACGCUAUGUAUUAUAAUAAUAUAUUUGUGUAUGUAUAUAUAAAUAUUCUUAUAAAGGAGGUACCUAAACCUAAACAGGAUUAAUUUUCUUAUUGCUUGGAUUGGUGCUUUUAGAUGAGGAUGGUGUUGAUGGUGGUUCAACUGAUUACUUUCCACAAGUAUAAUUACCAGAAAAUAGGAGGAGUGGUUUAAUACAUUGCAUCCCUAAGUGUGUAAAUUCUGUUUGCAGUGGUGCAAAUACUAAAGCCUUGUGCUACAAAUGUACCCAUUAAUAGAAAUAAGAAUCCUUUACCACCAUUUAGUUCUUGGGAAAAAUCUGGUACCAUCCAUUUGUGGUGGCAAGGGACAGUGCCCGUUUUCACUUGCCUUUACGGCAACUCUAGCAAUGAGCCACACAAGAAUACGUAACUCCCAUCGUAGAUGCUCAGUGCCAUUUUUAUGGCAUUGUGAUUGUGCCUAUAUUUGGAACUCUUGCACCAGAUUUUAUAAGCAGCUGGCUUGGUAGAGCAACUCGUAGAAUUGCCCUGCCUUUCUAUAUGUUUGAAUUUUAUAUUUAUGCCUGUUUUGUUUAAUGGCAAUCCAUAUAGGAUUCACACCUAUAAGCAUACAAAGAGCUAUUUUUGUCACUUCAAAAAUUUUUUUGCAAGAUAUUCAAUUGUAUUUAGGGUGAACCUUGUUCAUUCCUGUAGGAAUAA